AUGUCUUCAUACUACCACUUCAACGGUCACCAACAACAUCCAACAAGCGUCGCAGCGCCACCCAUCUCCCAUGGCCACCAUGGAGGCCGGAAUCGGAGAGCACCGCGGCUGUCGGUGUCCCAGAACUCCCACAAGCAUUUCCGGGGAGUGCGGAGCAUGAAAGAACUGACCGAGACGGCCUCGCUAUCCACCUUCCGCCUAAAGUUUGAGGCCGGCCGGUCUUUCGACCUGGAGGACGACCUGGAGUUCUGUCCCGGCCUCUUGACCGACAAUGAUAUGGUGUCAAUCCACAGCGCAUCCUCGGAACGCUCGUCCGUGGCGAGCCACUCGCCAGAAUCGUCGCCAACCCAACAACCAAACACUGUCGCUCCAAGCUUCUCUCUCAACUCGACAUCUCCUGCAUUCGUCCCUCCGUUCCAGACCCAUCACUCGUCCCUGAAACUGCACCAGCCUGCGGCGACUCGUGCUCGUGGUAGCGCCAUCCCUAUCAUCAACCCUUCCACCGGCAUUACCAUGUCGAGCCCGCCACCGUCGGUAUCUCCCGCCCGGAUGCAGCAGGCCAUUGGCCGGCGAUGGUAG
Phialemonium atrogriseum is the source of this 579-nucleotide messenger RNA. RefSeq lists its product as uncharacterized. Bases 1 to 579 code for a protein of 192 amino acids. The transcript has 2 exons. Lineage: Eukaryota; Fungi; Ascomycota; Sordariomycetes; Cephalothecales; Cephalothecaceae. The record is from RefSeq and is a predicted model, not a curated record.